CUAUAUAUUGAUUGAUUGAUGAAAUAACACUUAGAAAUAAAGGGAAUAAAGAAAAAGAAAAGGAGUUAUGGGAGUUGAUAAUAAAGUGUUGAAAACAUAUGAUGAAGUUUCAUUGCAUAAUAAUCCUAAAGAUUGUUGGGUUAUCAUAAAUGCUAAGGCAUACAAUGUGACAAACUUCCUAAAUGAUCAUCCUGGUGGUGAAGAAGUCUUGUUGGCAGCAGCAGGCAAGGAUGCAAGUGAAGAGUUUGAAGAAGCAGGACAUGGGAGUGCAUCAAGAUUGAUGCUAGAUGAAUUCUAUGUGGGAGAAAUUGAUCCUUCUACAAAAAAUAAUGCCACUUUGGAGACCACUUCAUCAACAAAUUUUCUUAAAAAACACAACAAAAUUGAUUAUUAUCAAGGCAAGUCAUCUUGGCAAAAUAAUGUAAAACUUCUUCAAUUUUUGGUGCCAAUUGUAAUCUUGUUAUUUGGAAGUACUUUAUUUAAGUUCUUGUAUUGAAAGUAUGGGGGGGGGGGGGGG
This is a messenger RNA of Solanum lycopersicum (tomato), 517 nucleotides long. The record is from RefSeq and is a predicted model, not a curated record. Lineage: Eukaryota; Viridiplantae; Streptophyta; Magnoliopsida; Solanales; Solanaceae.